GCCGCCGCCUCAGAGUCGCGCGCGGGGCGUGGAGCGGUACUGAGGAGUCGAGGCCGCGGCCAGCUCGACGUCGGGACUGUCCAGCGAACGCAGCGCGGUGAGCGGGCAGCUAGAGCAGCCCCGGAGCUGAAGUAGCAGUCGCGCCGCUGUCCUCGGAGCCCAACUGAGCCGGCCAUGGCGUUGUCGAUGCCGCUGAACGGGCUGAAGGAGGAGGACAAAGAACCCCUCAUCGAGCUCUUCGUCAAGGCUGGCAGUGAUGGGGAAAGCAUAGGAAAUUGUCCCUUCUCCCAGAGGCUCUUCAUGAUUCUUUGGCUCAAAGGAGUUGUGUUUAGUGUCACAACUGUGGACCUGAAAAGGAAGCCUGCGGACCUGCAGAACUUGGCUCCCGGGACCCACCCACCGUUUAUAACUUUCAACAAUGAAGUCAAAACGGAUGUCAAUAAGAUUGAGGAGUUUCUUGAAGAAGUCUUAUGCCCUCCCAAAUACUUAAAGCUUUCACCAAAGCACCCAGAGUCAAAUACUGCUGGAAUGGACAUUUUUGCCAAAUUCUCUGCUUAUAUCAAGAACUCAAGGCCAGAGGCUAAUGAAGCCCUAGAGAGGGGUCUUUUGAAAACAUUGCAGAAACUGGAUGAGUAUUUGAAUUCUCCCUUACCUGAUGAAAUUGAUGAGAACAGUAUGGAGGACAUUAAAUUUUCUACACGUAAAUUUCUGGAUGGCAAUGAAAUGACAUUAGCUGAUUGCAACCUGUUGCCCAAACUGCACAUUGUCAAGGUGGUAGCCAAGAAAUACCGCAACUUCGAUAUUCCAAAAGGAAUGACGGGCAUCUGGAGAUACUUAACUAAUGCUUACAGUAGGGACGAGUUCACCAAUACCUGUCCCAGUGAUAAGGAGGUCGAAAUAGCAUACAGUGAUGUCGCCAAAAGACUUACCAAGUAAAACAGCACUGACAAGAGAGAUGUCUUCAAAUCUUCCCCUAAGAAUAUGCUUUCCUAACAGACUGCUCCUCUUCUAUGAAUUAGAAUUAUAUUUUGCAUGAACCUGCAGUUACUCAAGAUUAGGAUCAAGGAUAGGCAAGGUAUAGUAGUUAUCUUAAAACACACACUCCUAAGCAGUAUUAUUUUAAAAUUCCUUUCCCUCGCCUACCUCCCCGUCCACAGCUCCCCCCAGUUUGGAGUCACUCCCUCACGAGCUCUUCACGCGCGAGGCAGUUGCCCUCUCUAGAAUCUUCACCACUGUGUCCAUGACAGAACUCUUGAGGUGCAAUGUUAACCCUUAAAAUAGUAGCCAUGAUGUCAGCAGCCCCAAACUGAUGCACAGUGUAUGAUGCAAGGAAUAUUUAUGUUUUAAAAAAUUUUGUAGUAUUUCAUAAGAGCAUGUGAAAGGGUUGCUGCUGUAUCGGAAACACUCAGUUGAGUCUAUCCUGUAUGUGUGCUGAAGGGUGUCACCGCCAGAGAAGAAAUCUACAGAAAAUCACUACGAUUGUUAUUUUUCUUUGGGUAGAUUUUUAAAAUCUUGCCUAAAAUCAUUUCUCUUUCAUGUGAAUUAUAACAUCUGACACUGUGUGAAAGCUGAAAGUUUAGAGGCAGGGAUGGUAUUCUCAAGCAGUCCAUCCUUACAGGAGAAACCCACGGGCACCUGAUACUCUGUCUGAAGACGGUGUUGUGUGUUUUGCCCAGUGCCAUUCGUUUGGAACAUUAUUGCCUUGUUUUACAGAGCUCCUUCUUAAGCAGUGAUAGACCUUGCUGUUGGUAAAGCUUUUGAGCAACACUACAUAAAUUGGUAUUUAGUUGGUUUAGUCAUAACAGUAUGGUGGUGAGCAGCGUAAACAUUUCAUUCUUACAGAAAUUAACCUAAGGAACAUAGGCUGGGUUUGUUACAGUAUCAAGUGAAUUUUGUUUCUAAAGCAUAUUCAACGUAAAUAAUCUAGAGACUGCAUUAUCCACCCUAUAUUAAAAGUGAUAAAAUGUUCUCUUUCCACUUCCAUUUACUGUUAGACUUUGCAUAGAGAAUUGCUUUUGGAUUAAAUUGUAGCAGUUUUGUCUCAUCUCAAUCACUGUACUCCUUACACUGAGGAAUAGUAUUCCAUGUUUUUGUCUUUUUGCCUUUUUGAUUCCUAGUCCUAAACUAGGAAUCAUUUAUGCUCUAACAAAGGAUGAACUUGGUAAAAGUAGAACUUAGCUUUGUGUUGAUUCCUCCCCUCCCCCUUCUUUUUCUUUUUCUUCAACAACAAAAUGGACUUUGUACAUAUACUACUGCUCCAAAGACUGGCUGUGACUAUAAUACAUUUUUGGUAAUUUUUAUACCUAAUUUGUCAAAGAAGUGCUAUUUCUUCCAGGCUUUUAAAACAUAUAUUGCUUUCAGAUAACACUGUUUUCUCCCUUUGGUAUGCUGACAUUUAGUAAGCACUGAUUUUAUGGGAGCACCCUCACUUUGAUAAGAACACUGCAUUUUAAAGUCUAUCAGUAAUUAGCUUAGUAUAAGAAGAGAAGGAAAGCCCCGUAGUGUAUCCAUCUGGCUCAGGGAGAUUCCUUUGCCUUACCUGUCUUAGUGUUCCUUAUUGCUGGUAAAUUUUGAGCACCGUCCCUCCAUAAUUAAAUGUUGGCUGAGGAUUUCUGUGGUUCUAGAAAGUCCAUUGAGAAGUUGCAUUGCAGUAACUGCAGUGGGUGAAAGUGUCCCAGCUGCGGCAGUCCUAGGCAGCAUCAACAUCUAUAUCUGCUUUUUAAACAGCAGCACCUUCAGGUGAUGCUGAGCCCAGCCUCGCAGCUUUAAGUAUGAGGGAGAUUUUACGGGGGUGAAUAGCGGACUACGCGGUGCAGAGUGGAGCCUCCUGGCAGGGCUCCAUUCCCUAGAGUAGGGUGGUGAAGAACACGUGGAAACUCAGUUGUGAAAUAUUGUCACUUUUGUAUAUUUAUUUUCUUCAUUGUUUUUACCUGUGCAGUGAUUACACUUGGGUGUCUUACUGGCUGUCCAAGGAAGGCAAGGUCAUGAUUUUAGCAAAAGCAGAACUGUUUUUCCUCUGUGGAGAGACGUAUUUUAUCUCUGUGUCAGGAAGGUUAAUCCAAGAAAAUUGAGAUGGAUAAAUGGACAAAAGCUAGUAAAAAGGAAGAGCCUGCACUCAUUUGUUUGUAGAAAGAUCAUGCCUUACAAUCCUGAGAGAUUUAGGCUGUAAAGUUUCCAUGGCAGUUCAUGUAGUGUAUAUAUGUGUUGACAUGUGCAAGUCAUCUAAUUUUGUUUCUACAACUAAUGAAUCAUUUCCCUCUUCAUUUAACCAACUUUUGUUACACUUCAGUGAGACUGGAGUUCUAGAGGAGAGUCUCACUAUUUUCCAAGGACACCGAAAAAUUUCUCAUAAAACAGUUGGGAAGAUCUCGUCCAGUCAAUAUUAUCAGUUUCCUUUAUUUGAUUUAGAUACAGGUGUUCAGUAAGAUGUCAAAUAAAAUUUUAUUUCUGAGUAACUUUGGCUUUACAACUUUUAAGUAAUUAAAAUAUUUCUGACAUUUAGUCUUACAAGUGGAUCAUCUCUAGAAUUUAGGCACUUUUACUUCUGUAGAGUUUUGAAUCUCUCCAAAAUUGCAUGUAGAUAGCUUUUGUUUCUGUGCAUUUGGACCUGCCACUUAGGAAGUAGCUCUACUGAAAAUGGAGGAAAUACAAAUUAUUUUUUCAUGAGCAUUUUGAUACACAUUUUGACAAGCUAAUUGAUGCACCACUUUCUUACACUGGUUAUAAUCAAUAAUUAAGAGAGGGAAGCAUUCAUUUUAUUUAUAGGCUCUUAAUUCUAUCCUUUAAAAAUUAUCAAAAUUGGGGCAACCAAAAUUCUUGCCGUGGACAAAAAAUUCAACUUUGAGCCAUAAUGUUGAACAGAAGCGGAGUAUUUUCUUUAGAAUUUCAUGAGAAUAGGCAAAUAAAGCUUAUCAUAGAAUGCUUGUAUAUUCUUUUCUCUCUCUGGAACAUCAACACCAGUAUAUUGCUGGCAGCUAUUAUAUUAAAAAUAAAGUAUAUUUUCACUAUCAUAAA
Messenger RNA from Cavia porcellus (domestic guinea pig), 4014 nucleotides. It is a transcript of the gene Clic4, whose product is annotated as chloride intracellular channel 4. Bases 175 to 936 code for a protein of 253 amino acids. The transcript is spliced from 6 exons. Lineage: Eukaryota; Metazoa; Chordata; Mammalia; Rodentia; Caviidae. The record is from RefSeq and is a predicted model, not a curated record.